GGCUGCUCACCGGGUCGAGCAAGCUGUUGUGCACGCGCCUCUCGCGAGGACUGCUGCGUGUGUGUGGGCAUGGACGGUCCACGUUGGCUGAGACGCGUGCUUGAAACUCCGACGAGCGUGAACGCUGCAGCCACCGAGCACGACAAUUUGGAUCUGGCGUGUCCUACCCCAGCAAGCGCGGUCCUGUAGCCCCGUCCGACCAUCUUCCUUUCCACCGUCGUCGUCGUCGUCGAUGCGCACAAUGGCUUCGCUUUUGUCUGCGAUCGUCAAACCGCUCGCAUACGCGUCGAUCCCCGUCUUCGUGCUUCACACGCUCGCCCAAUCAUCACCAAUCGCACGGUACUACGUUCGUCUCGCGGUCUACAUCUCUACACUGGGCGUAUGCUCUGCAUGGGGCGCGAUCUGCGCCGUGGGCAUGUCACUCAUCGGCCGCAAGCUCGACGUGUUCUUCGUUGCCGGCCGGAGCUUCUACGCUCUAGCGAGCCGCACGAUUGGCAUCAAGCUCAUCGUCGAGGGCGAAGAGCACCUGCAGACACGCCCGGCGGUGUUCGUGGGCAAUCACCAGAGCAUGCUUGACAUCCUCUAUCUGGGAAGAAUAUUCCCGCGCCAGACGUCCAUCAUUGCGAAGAAGGAACUGCAAUGGUCUCCUAUAUUGGGCCAGUUCAUGUCGCUGUCCGGCGCGGUGUGGAUCGAUCGGGGCAACAGCGCGAAAGCCGUGCGUUCGAUGACCGCCGCCGGCGAGACGAUGCGCGCAAAGCAGAUGUCGCUAUGGUUAUUCCCUGAGGGCACGCGUUCCAUGCGUGAACAUCACGACAUGCUGCCGUUCAAGAUGGGCGCAUUCCAUAUCGCAAUCCAAGCGGGAGCGCCGGUCGUCCCAGUCGUAUGUGAGAACUACUGGAGAUUGUACAGGAAAGGUGUAUUCGAAACUGGCACGCUCAAACUUCGAGUUCUACCACCUGUCUCGACUGAAGGUUUGACAACGGCAGACGUGCAUAUACUGGCAGCGCGUGUCCAUGACCAAAUGGUUGACGCAUUGCGCGAGAUAUCCAUACCCGUCUCGUUGCCGAACGAGCCAGAAGAGUUCAAGUUUACUCCCGUACCGUCGAAUGAGCCAGGCAAGCCUCCGAUUUCUUCAGAAACAACUUCCGCGCUUCCUGUAGAGCCCGAGAUUCCGCAUGGGUCCGAAUCUUCUGAUCCGCUUUCGCGAUCAGAAAGUCGGGCAUCAACUCAGGCAUCUGAGGAAGCGUUAUCCUCUUCCACGUCAAUCUUGGGUGGCAGGACGCGUUCAGGAAGCGAGUAUGGGACAGAGACUGAGGAGGACGAUGGCAUGGUGCUAGUGGGAAGACCAAAAUAGAUCUUGGAGCACAGUACCUUAAUGGGUGGGUGAGCAAGGGGAGUUGAGACGGUAAGGUGUUUGCUGUCUGUCGGACAAGCUGGGAACCUGGGAAUGUCAUGAACGUAACACUAUCUAAAGUAUCAUAGCCAUGUUGCAAAUCUAUUGUGCCUUGCAAAGUCAGACGCUCUUCUCUGCCAGUGCUAGUGCCACCUACACACUAUCCUGCUGUGUUGCCGUUACUUCCUGCGUUGAGGUAAUUGAGCCGGGUCUAAUUCUUGCUCGGCGUUAUUGCGGCGCGGGUGUUUGCUUCUGAUGCAUGAAGGAAGCUUGACCCUGCCCUGGAUGACAACACACUAGCUGAACUCGCAACGAGCGCUUGACCAACUGUGCCUUGAGGGCGGCCACAUGCGCUAGCUUCAAUACCAACGG
Messenger RNA from Laetiporus sulphureus 93-53, 1765 nucleotides. Its product is annotated as 1-acylglycerol-3-phosphate O. The record is from RefSeq and is a predicted model, not a curated record. Gene Ontology annotation, biological process: phosphatidic acid biosynthetic process. Gene Ontology annotation, molecular function: 1-acylglycerol-3-phosphate O-acyltransferase activity. Gene Ontology annotation, cellular component: membrane; endoplasmic reticulum. The transcript has 4 exons. Bases 242 to 1354 code for a protein of 370 amino acids. Lineage: Eukaryota; Fungi; Basidiomycota; Agaricomycetes; Polyporales; Laetiporaceae.